AUAUUUUUGAUAUUUUUUUUUUAUGAAAUAUUUAUUUUCUUUUUGCGUUAAAUAAAUAAUAUUAAUAGCCAUAUUAGUUACAGUUAAGGUGUGUGAAAUAUUCAAAAACGACAAGGAAAUCCAAAAAUCGUCCUUAAUUCGAAAAUCGACUAAGAACAAGAACAAGAACAGUACUACAGCACAUAAACAUGUCCUACCUGUCCACGCACUUUCCAUCCCUCAUACUUAAAAGCUCCUUAAGUUUGCGAAAAUCAUCGAAUUUCGAUGCAUUAAAUUCAGGUUUUACCAACUUGGAAUUAAUUGCACUACAAAAAGCCUGGAGCACCAUAGAGCCAAGAUUGCGUCAGCUCUCCACUGAGAUAUUAACGGACUUAUUUUCAGAGCAUUAUGAGAUUAUGGAUAAAAUUCGCGAAGACGAUGGCAAAUUAUGUAACUUCGAAGUAAUAAAUCACAUAUAUUGGCUACUACUACUCUAUGGCACCAUCAUCAAGCAUAAUUUGACACCAAUGAAGACACGAAAAGUAGUGGAACCGUUAACAGUGCAGAUGGGAAAAUAUGCCAUGGAUUUGAAUUCCAUAAAUAUUCAAUUGGAUUGCAUUAAAAAACAUUUACUCGCCAAACUGGCCUUUGCAUUAUCACCAACAACAGUUGCGGCUUUCGAUAGACUUAAUAAAAAUAUUAUAAAACAUAUAUUUUUUAAAAUUAAAUACUACGCAAAGUAGCUUAGGACUACGGACAAAUAGAGAAAUGCUCAAGUUGGAUAAAUAUAUGUAUGUAACUUGUGCUAUGAAGUAACCGAUUUGUCUGCCAAAAAAUGGAGCAGGAUCGAAAUACUUUGGAUACUGAAAAAGUCAAGCAAGAUUUGGAGCUCAAUAUUUGGAAUAUGGUACAUAUGUAGAUACCUUAUAUAUGUAUGUAAAUAUAUGUUAGGAACAAUACGAGUAUAUGAAAUAAAUACAA
Messenger RNA from Ceratitis capitata (Mediterranean fruit fly), 960 nucleotides. RefSeq lists its product as uncharacterized. Lineage: Eukaryota; Metazoa; Arthropoda; Insecta; Diptera; Tephritidae. The record is from RefSeq and is a predicted model, not a curated record. The transcript is spliced from 3 exons. Bases 189 to 722 code for a protein of 177 amino acids.